GGUGCCUUGACACUGCACCCGACAACACAGCGAUACAUCAACCAUGGUUUGUGAAGUAGAGUGAGUUAGUCUUCGCGAGAGAGAAAUAAUAAACGUGUCUUUCUGAACUAAAGAUUAAAACAGUAUUCUUAGUAAGUUAACUAAACUAGAAAUCCCCGAGAGUACCACAAUUGGCGACCGUGGAUGUGGAUUUGGCCGGUGAGCAAACACAACCUGCGUGCGACGUCUUAACUGCGGAAAACGGACACCUGCGAGGUGAAGUUGAGGUAAAGCCAUGUACGAUUAUGAAAUGAGCAUAUGAGAACAGUUUGUCAAUAUUUCAGUAACCUGAGAGCAAACAUGGACAAAUGGGAUAUUCCAUCCUUCAAGUUUAAGCUGAUGCCACCUAACGAAGUGAGAGAUGAAUGGGUCCGGUAUAAAAGGCAAUUCGAGUACUUGAGUCUCGCGAAUAAUGUAACAAACAAAACGCGACUGAAGAACAUCUUCUUGGCAAAGGCCGGGCCUGAUGUCCAAGAUGUUUUCAGCAGCCUCCCUGGGGCGGAUGUUGAAGAAAGACUUGGGGUGGAUCCAUUCAAAGUAGCGAUGGAGAAGCUCGACGAGUACUUUGCCCCAAAGCAGCACGACGCAUACCAAAGAUUUUUAUUCUGGACGCUGAAGUUAAAGGACGAGGAACCCUUGGACAAGUUCCUGCUGCGAGCCAUGGAAAGCGCCGGCAAAUGUAACUUUGGAAACACCAGACAGGAAGCAUACGAGAUCUGCGUAAUCGACAAACUUAUUCAGCUUGCCCCAUCGGACCUGCGGGAGAAACUGCUGCAGAAGGAAACGCUCGUUCUUGACGAGGUCAUUAAGAUCGUAAAUUCUCACGGUACUGUCAAGCUUCAAGCAAGCCAGAUGACGGUCAGCAGCUAUGGACCUUCUACGUCAAGCCAAGCUUCGGGCGCAGUUAACAGGAUUGGCAAUUUUCCUAGGGACAGUCGAUUCAACUGUUCACGUUGCGGUCGCAGAGGCCACAGUGGAAAGGAUCCCGUCUGUCCUGCCAGAACAAGGAGCUGUCGCAUCUGCCAAAAGCUCGGACAUUUUGCAGAGUGCUGUCGAUCAUCUCGUGGUACAGCAAAACGUGAAACUCGAGACGAAUCGAACUUCGAUCACAAACGCGUCAAGUAUCAGCAUGUACGGGCGAUUCAGAACACAGACGAUGAAGGUAAACCCUACAGUUUCAUUUUCACUGUCGGCGAUGGGGACGAGUUCUUGUGGGUGAAAAUCGGUGGAGUACUGAUUCAAACCCUUAUUGAUUCUGGAAGCCAGAAAAAUAUCCUGGAUGACGUUACUUGGGAGAAGAUGAUGGCCCAAGGCGCCAAAGUUGAAAAUGUGCGAUCAGUUUCCGAUCAAACUUUCAGAGCAUAUGGUAGGAGCUCAGAUCCCCUCGUUGUAAAGCACGUAUUCGAAAGCCGCAUCGAAGUGAACGAAGGCCAAACUCCUAUCAGCACCUUAGCAACGUUCUACGUCAUUGAAGGUGGAUCACAGGCACUCUUGGGCAGAGCAACCGCCAAAGAAAUGGGUGUACUUACACUGGGGCUUCCCAGUACCGAAUCUCCAAAUGUUUACCGAAUCCGCUCGGAGAGGAAGCACCCAUUCCCGAAAGUGAAGGGUAUCAAAUUGAUCAUCCCAAUCGAUACUACCGUUACACCAGUCUGCCAGCAUGUUCGUCGCCCACCCUUGGCGCUUAUGGAUAAAAUUGAGGAGAAGCUAGACUCCUUAUUGGCGUCCGACAUCAUCGAACGAGUCGAUGAAUAUAGUGCAUGGGUCUCUCCGUUAGUCACGAUUGUGAAGGACAACGGGGAUCUACGCCUGUGUGUCGACAUGAGGAGAGCCAAUUUGGCGAUAAAUCGGGAAACACACUUCAUGCCAACCUUCGAAGAUUUCCUCCCGCAAUUGAAGAAGGCAAAGUAUUUUAGCAGGCUGGACAUUAAGGAGGCAUUCCACCAAGUGGAGCUGGAAGAAUCUAGCCGGCAUAUUACGACGUUUAUUACCCAUAAAGGGCUCUUCCGGUACAAGCGUCUCAUGUUUGGGAUUUCGUGCGCACCGGAAAUGUUCCAGAAGGUACUGGAACAAAUCCUCUCGGGUUGCAAGAACGUGGUCAGUUUCAUCGAUGAUUGUCUUAUCUUCGGAGAAACUUUAGAAGAACAUGAUCAGGCACUCGCGAAAGUUUUGCAGACACUCCGGGAAAAAAAUGUUCUAUUGAACCACGACAAGUGCGUCUUUCGAGUUCAGGAGAUCGAUUUUUUGGGCCACCACUUGUCUGGAAAUGGCAUACGACCAACAGAUGACAAACUUGCUGCUUUGAAAUCGUUCCGGGCACCACAGACUGCAGAGGAACUAAGGAGCUUUUUAGGUCUGGUGACCUACGUCGGUAGAUUUCUCCCGGACCUGGCAACAGUAUGUGAUCCACUACGGCUGCUAACCCACACAGGAGUUCCAUUCACAUGGGGAAAUGAACACGAAGCCGCCUUCCGUCGACUGCAAUCUAUGAUCUCGGACAUAUCAACGUUACACUAUUUUGACAAUUCUCUUCGCACGCGAGUAAUUGCCGACGCAUCGCCGGUGGGCCUGGGUGCCGUACUGGUGCAAUUCGGAAAUGAUCGUGAUGACUCAAGACCUCGCGUAAUAAGUUAUGCCAGCAAAAGUCUAAGCCCAACUGAAAGGAGAUACUGCCAAACCGAAAAAGAGGCGCUUGCUUUGGUUUGGGCAGUGGAACGGUUCUCAAUUUAUCUGUUGGGAAGGAAGUUUGAGCUCGAAACGGACCACAAACCGCUUGAAACGAUUUUCUCGCCAAGUUCACGACCCUGUGCGCGUAUUGAGAGGUGGGUGCUGCGGUUGCAGUCAUUCACGUUUGUAGUGCGAUAUCGAAAGGGCAGUAGCAACGUCGCGGAUCCGUUUUCUCGACUCGCGACUGAUUGUACUAACCAAGAUUUUGACAGUGACAGCCCAUAUCUGGUUUUGGCAAUCAUGGAGUCAGCAGCGAUCGAUACCUGCGAACUUGAACAUGCUUCAACGGAGGACUAUGAACUUUCCAUCGUAAGAGAAUGCGUCAGAAGUGGAAAAUGGGAUAAACCGGAGGCCAAACCGUUUGAAGUAUUUCGUAAUGAGCUGGGAUUUGUUGGAGAUUUGCUGGUCCGUGGUUCAAAGCUGGUUGUGCCGAAGUCCUUGAGGGCGAGAAUGCUUAUUUUGGCACACGAAGGUCAUCCUGGGGAGACGGUGAUGAAACGUCGACUGCGAAACCGUGUUUGGUGGCCCAACAUGGACCGCGAGGCUAGUUCACAUGUCGCGGCUUGUGAAGGUUGUCGAUUGGUAGGGCUUCCGAGUAAACCUGAACCCAUGCAGCGCCGGGAGCUGCCAGUGAAACCUUGGAUAGAUGUUGCCCUAGACUUCCUAGGACCUCUUCCUACUGGGGAAUACCUACUCGUAGUGAUUGACUACUACAGUCGGUAUAAGGAGAUUGAAAUAAUGAGGCACAUUACUGCGAAUGAAACUAUUACCCGGUUGCACAAAAUAUUUACACGACUCGGAUUCCCCGUUACGCUUACACUGGAUAACGCUAGACAAUUCAUCAGUGCGACAUUUGAUAACUAUUGUGCACAAAACGGAAUACACUUGAAUUACUCCACUCCGUACUGGCCUCAGGAGAACGGUCUCGUAGAGCGUCAGAACCGUUCUUUGUUAAAGCGUCUCCAGAUCAGUCACGCACUUGGGCGUGACUGGAAGUCAGAUCUACAGGAGUAUCUACUAAUGUAUUACACUUCGCCGCAUUCUGUCACGGGGAAGACCCCUACGGAACUUUGUUACGGAAGAACCAUAAGGUCCAAGAUACCAUCACUGAGCGACGUCGAGGUUGCUCCAUCGAGAGAUGAAGUGGCUGAUAGAGACAGAUUUCUGAAAGAGAAAGGGAAAGAAGAAGAAGAUGGAAAGCGUCACGCGGUGAAUUCGAACUUGGAAGUUGGAGACACAGUACUAAUGAAGAACUUACUACCUGCAAACAAGUUAUCUACUACCUUCAACCCAAAUGAAUACUUGGUGGUGAAUAAAGAGGGUUCUCGUGUGACUAUCCAGGAUAAAACAUCGGAUAAAUCAUAUCGACGAAACGUUGCACAUCUGAAGCGGAUUGAUGAUUACAAUGAGGCCUCGAGUAGCCGUCAAGAGACAGUAGCUCUUUCUGAACAUCAAGAACCGGUGAACCCUGAACUGUCCCCGCCGAUUGAUCAAGCAAACAGUUCCAGAUUAAACCAUUCUGAACAUUCUAGGACCCGACGCCAACUAAAAGUUCCUUUGAGGUUUAAGGACUACAAAUGCUAGGAGAUUUUGCGUUUACGAGAAAAAAGGAGAUGUGGUGCCUUGACACUGCACCCGACAACACAGCGAUACAUCAACCAUGGUUUGUGAAGUAGAGUGAGUUAGUCUUCGCGAGAGAGAAAUAAUAAACGUGUCUUUCUGAACUAAAGAUUAAAACAGUAUUCUUAGUAAGUUAACUAAACUAGAAAUCCCCGAGAGU
Aedes albopictus (Asian tiger mosquito) is the source of this 4546-nucleotide messenger RNA. RefSeq lists its product as uncharacterized. Gene Ontology annotation, biological process: DNA integration. The coding region runs from base 298 to 4350 and encodes 1350 amino acids. Lineage: Eukaryota; Metazoa; Arthropoda; Insecta; Diptera; Culicidae. The transcript is spliced from 2 exons. Gene Ontology annotation, molecular function: nucleic acid binding; zinc ion binding. The record is from RefSeq and is a predicted model, not a curated record.